Talaromyces amestolkiae is the source of this 2838-nucleotide messenger RNA. RefSeq lists its product as uncharacterized. Lineage: Eukaryota; Fungi; Ascomycota; Eurotiomycetes; Eurotiales; Trichocomaceae. The record is from RefSeq and is a predicted model, not a curated record. Gene Ontology annotation, cellular component: cytosol; nucleus. Gene Ontology annotation, molecular function: protein binding; protein serine/threonine phosphatase activity. The coding region runs from base 1 to 2838 and encodes 945 amino acids. The transcript has 10 exons.
AUGGCCUCUUCCGUCCCCGAGGCUGCGAAUGCCUUGAAGGUCAAAGGCAACACCGCAUUUGCUAAGCAUGAUUGGCCUACUGCGAUCGAUUUCUAUACACAGGCCAUUGAGCAAUAUGACAAGGAGCCUUCAUUCUUUAGCAACAGAGCUCAGGCUUACAUCAAAAUGGAGGCUUACGGAUAUGCCAUUGCCGAUGCGACCAAGGCCCUCGAACUUGACCCUACGAACGUGAAGGCAUACUGGCGAAGAGCAUUGGCCAACACUGCCAUUCUGAACCCUCGCGCUGCCCUCAAAGACUUCAAAUCCGUCAUUAAACGGGAACCGAACAAUCAGACCGCAAAAUUGAGACUGACGGAGUGCGAAAAGCUGGUGCGCCGAAUGGACUUUGAGAAAGCUAUCGAGGUGGCCGAGCCAGCUUCUGCGUUUGAGGAUCUCGAUAUCGAUGCGAUUGCCGUCGAGGAUGCGUAUGACGGUGUGCGAUUGGACAAGGACAUGACACAGGAAUUCAUAGAUGAUAUGAUUGAGCGAUUCAAGAAUGGGAAGAAGAUUCAUCGGAAAUAUGCGUUCCAGAUUGUGAAGAAUGUGUUGGAUAUUGUCAGGGCGGAGCCGACGAUGGUGGAGGUUGGUGUUGAAGAGGGUACUAAGCUCACGAUAUGCGGUGAUACACAUGGUCAAUAUUUCGAUCUUUUGGAGAUAUUCCGACUCAACGGCUUCCCCUCUGACACCCAUGCCUACCUCUUCAACGGAGAUUUCGUCGACCGUGGCUCUUGGUCAACUGAAAUAGCCCUCCUCCUCUAUGCAUACAAAUGGUUACGACCAGACAAAUUCUUCCUCAACAGAGGAAACCACGAAACUGACGACAUGAACAAAGUAUACGGUUUCGAAGGCGAGUGCAAAGCCAAGUACAACGAGCACGUCUUCAAAGUAUUCUCCGAAUCUUUCUCAGCAUUACCCCUGGCCACCCUCGUUGGCAGCAAAUACUUUGUCCUGCAUGGCGGUCUCUUCUCUGACGACAAUACCACACUCGACGACAUUCGCAAACUCAACAGACAUAACCAGCGUCAACCUGGCCAAUCAGGUCUCAUGAUGGAGAUGCUCUGGACCGAUCCUCAACCAACUCCUGGCCGUGGCCCAAGCAAGCGAGGAGUCGGUCUCCAGUUCGGUCCUGAUGUCACCAAGCGCUUCUGCGAGAGAAACGGUCUUGAAGCAGUCAUUCGUUCACACGAAGUCAGAAUGGGUGGUUAUGAAGUCGAGCAUGAUGGACGCUGUAUCACCGUGUUUUCUGCACCCAAGUAUUGCGAUACUACGGAAAAUAAGGGUGCUUAUAUCAAUGUUGGACCGGAACUCAAGCUUGAAUACCAUGUAUUCGAAGCCGUUCCUCACCCGGAUAUCAAGCCAAUGAUGGAGUACGACGCAAAGAUGCCACAAUACCUGACGUCGGACAAGACGAGCUUUGCCUCUGUCUCCGCUCAUGAGCGAUUACCCGUCAUUCUCACUGGAGCCAUUGACGAUCUCCACCGCACCGUCGGCGAUGUCCCUACCGCAAACGAAGAAAAGCGCGCUGAAGGGAAGAGCAUCAUCGAAGAGCUAGCCAAGCUGAAAUAUGAAUUACAACAUAACCGGCAAUUGACCCCCCUUCUCGACGAUGGCGAACCUGAUAUCGCCGAGUACAACGACGAAUUGGAGAAGCGCGGCAAUCCGAAGUGGCACGAUGUCCCAUGGCUUUACUCAGAAUGUUAUCUCUACCGACGGAUUGCAACUCUCUUCAAACGCUCCCAAUUCUGGAAAGGAUACGACGUCUUCUCGCGCCAGAAAAUGUCCACCUUCAAAUCUUCGCGCCCCGCUGUUCUCGAAUUAGCAGCGCGAUACAAAGCACUCGCUCUUGAGGCCGAGAAACAAUCCAAAGACGGACUGUCGGAGGAACGGAUUGAGGAAGCCGAGCGCAUCAUCUUCACUGAGAUGUGCGAGAUCUGUCUCUGGGGAAACGCUACCGAUCUGUCGCUGCUUACAUCCCUCACUUACGAAGAUAUUCAAAAAUUGCAGGGCUCUGAAGCCCGCAAGGCGUCUGAGAAGAAUAUUCUUGUCAACGAUAUUGCAGCAGCAUACAACGUGCUCCGAGACGCACGAAAAACCAAAAAGGCCAGCGAAGAACGAAGAGUUGAUAUUGUCCUCGACAAUGCCGGGUUUGAGUUAUUCGUCGACCUAAUUCUUGCCGGUUAUUUGCUAUCAACUGGUCUCGCUACAACCGUUGUGCUACGGCCCAAAGUUAUACCCUGGUUUGUCUCCGAUGUCGUCCCCAAAGAUUUCGCGGACUUGAUUACUGCAAUCGCGAACCCACAAGCAUUUUAUACCGCGGCCGACGAUUCCGGUCGUGAAUACCCCCCUCUCUCAGAAGAGGAGUUGAGUAAUGUUCAGUUCCUCUUUGGGCAAUGGAGCACAUUCCAUGCCGAGGGCAAACUGGUGCUUCGUCCGCAUAGAUUCUGGACUGGAGCUGGCUCAUUUUGGCGUCUUCCCAAGACCGCAGAGGAUCUGUAUGAGGAUCUGAAGGAGCCUGAACUCGUGCUUUUCAAGGGCGAUCUUAACUACCGCAAGUUGACCAGCGACGCUGCGUGGGACCCAACAACCCCCUUCACCGAAGCUAUAGGACCUUUGGGCCCCAAAUCCGGGAUCCGAAUCCUCUCAUUCCGUACCUGCAAAGCGGAUGUCGUCGUCGGUCUCAAACCAGGUGAAGAUGAGCGUCUGCGCCAGUUGCCGGAUGGAGGCGGUGACUCCGGUGCGAGGAAAUGGGCUUGGAGUGGGAAGUGGGCUGUUGUCUCGUUUUCGAAUGGGAAGUUGUAG